AUGAAAGCACCCAUCAUCCUCUUCCUCAUCAGCUACCUGGCGGCUCCCACGUGCCCGGCCAUCUUGGGGCGCUGUAAAAUUGCCAAAAUGCUCAGUGACGGGGGCCUGGAUUACUUCGAGGGCUACAGCCUACAGAACUGGGUGUGCCUGGCUUAUUUCGAGAGCAAGUUCAACCCCUCGGCCGUGUACGAGAACUCCAGGGGCGGCUACAUGGGCUACGGGCUCUUUCAGAUCCGGGAUAGCAAUUGGUGUGACCAUGGGAAGAAUCUGUGCAGAGUGUCCUGUUCUGCGUUACUGAACCCGAAUUUGAAGGCCACGAUCCAGUGUGCCAAGAAGAUCGUCAAAGGACGGCUGGGGAUGGGGGCCUGGCCUACCUGGUCCCGCAACUGCCAGCUCUCUGACACUCUGGAUCGCUGGCUGGAUGGCUGCCAACUGUAG
Molecule: messenger RNA, 438 nt
Organism: Dipodomys ordii (Ord's kangaroo rat)
Lineage: Eukaryota; Metazoa; Chordata; Mammalia; Rodentia; Heteromyidae
Gene: Lyzl4
Product: lysozyme-like 4
Exons: 4
Coding region: 1-438 (145 amino acids)
Biological process (GO): fusion of sperm to egg plasma membrane involved in single fertilization
Cellular component (GO): sperm flagellum; acrosomal vesicle
Molecular function (GO): lysozyme activity
Source: RefSeq, a predicted model, not a curated record